AUGCAGAAACCCACCAAAGAUGGAUUAUCGUCAAAUAGGGACAAAAGGGGUUCCCCCGGUGCCCUCUUCGAGGCGCUGAAGCCUGGAAUGGGAGGCAGGGUGUUCGUCACCGUCGGCACAACACGCUUCGAUGAGCUCAUAAGGGCCGUGGACUCUCAUGAAGUGUCGAACAUCUUACGGUCCAGAGGGCACGAUGCGCUGGUGGUGCAGAAAGGUAGCGGCGAGUACAAAAUGCAUAAUCUGCUGGCGAAAGACGAGGCCGCAACCACGUUGGCCAAUGGCCUGAAGGUCGAGUGUUUCGACUUCCUCCCAAGCAUUGCGGACCACAUUGCAUCUGCAUCACUUGUCAUAUGCCAUGCAGGUGCUGGGAGCAUAUUUGAGGGUCUUCGUGCUGGCAAGAGGCUUGUGGUCAUCCCAAACACGUCACUCAUGGACAACCACCAAAUUGAACUCGCACACCACUUGGAACAUCUGGGACACUUGGUGUGCGCAUCCCCAGAGACACUGCCAAGCGUCCUCAGCAGACUAGAUGACACCAUCUUCGUUCCCUUUGAGAAGGGCAGUCCCCAUGGCAUAGUCACGGCCAUUGACAGACUCGUCGGCUUCUCGAAUUGA
Ostreobium quekettii is the source of this 615-nucleotide messenger RNA. NCBI's taxonomy places the organism in Eukaryota, Viridiplantae, Chlorophyta, Ulvophyceae, Bryopsidales, Ostreobiaceae. The record is from the annotation of a GenBank genome assembly.